CCUAGUUUCUCUCAGUCUGAGUCUGGCAGUUACAAGCUAAGACAUGUUUUCCCGUCUUCGCAAGCGUUUUGGGAGGGGGAACGUCGAUUCUGGAGAGACUAGAGUGAAGGAGUCUAGCCUUUCCUCUCAAAGUAAUGAUGGACAAAGACAGCACUUCUGGGGAAUGUUCAACGCUGGGAGAGAAACAUCUUCCCCUGAAACUGCCCUAAGCGAGAAGCAGGCCAAGAAGGAAAAGGAGAGGCUGAUUAAAGAGCUGCAGCUCAUUACCGAGGAGAGAAAUGACCUGAGAUAUCGCCUGAGGUUUCUGACAGAGAGAUCCAAGAACAACAGGCCAUACUUCAGGCCAAAUCCGUAUUACGAAGACCUGGAGAGAAUGGAGGAGGUGGUCAUGUCAAUUCUGCACAACUUAGAGAUGGAGAACACUGAGAUCCAUGAGAACAGCCAUAAGCUGAAGAAGGAGAUUACCUUCUCUAGGUAAGUCCUUGUCAGAAAGGCUAUCACCUGUGGAAUGGCCAUUUCUGAUUUCUUUGUUAUGGAUUGGAAGGUCUUCAGCUAUGAUUCUAUCUCUUGUGCUGUUUACACAUCAGUGUGCCAGGGUCAUUAGGACUUAGUUUUCAGUUCCAUAAAAGACUGUUACUCAUCCCAGGAUUGUCUAGGCAUCUUCAGAAGGCUCCAGAUAGAACAGUAGUGAUUGAAGUCAGCAGAAGGUUAUUAGGCUGACCUGGACCUAUGGUGUCAUACCAGGUUUUACAAAACUUAGUGCGUGGACCACAUGGUUAGCAUGACCUUCUCUUGGUUCUACUGACCUGCUUUGAGGGUGUUUGCCAACUACUAAUUGAUGUUGCCCCCAUGCAUUGGGCUUUCAUGGAUAGUUGUAGAUCCAUGUUCUUUUUGAGAGAUGCGGACACUAAUUGGUGCUCGGCCCAAACAAACAAUUUAUUCUUCCUGGAAUUAACUCUUUGUGGUUUGUGCAGCAGCCUUAUAUGUAUCGAGAUGUAUUUUAUUAACUCUUCAGGGGUACCUGGAACCUGGUAUGGUUAGUGGGACUUGGGAGUAGGAAUGGGAGAAAGGGACAGCAUGAUCUUACUAUGCAGACUGUAUUUCCAGAAACCUGCUCAGCCAGCUCCUGAUGGAGAACACAUGUAGGAAGAAGUUGGUCCCACAGAAGCAGGGGAGCAAGGAGGGACAUCUUGAUUGUGCACUGAACCAGAAAUAUUUGGUUGACUUCAACAAGAAAGAUAAAGACCAGCAACGUCCAGAUCCAGCAUCAUCAGGUAGGGACGAGCAGCUGAGUUAGCUUAACAAUAUCUGAUAAAAUUUGCCAAUUUGAUACAACUUUGCUUUCUCCUACCACCUUUCUAAUUUACACUCCCAACCAGCCAACCCCCUCAUGCAAUGGAAUUGUUCAUUGCUCUGCCUAUGCACAAGUAUUCUGGGAAUUCAACCACUUUUCAGAAGCUGAAUUAUUUUGCAAGUAUAUUUUGCUGCUCUUUUUGAAUCUGCAGUAUAGAAAUGGUGACAGAUGAAUAACAUACCUCAUUAUUGCAUAUCCAUGUGAUAGAUUGGAUCCUAUGCAGAGUUUUGAACAACUUCGUGGUCCUUUGACAAAUGACACUCUGUGGUCAUGUGACUUUUUGUGUAGGAAGCACCUUUCUGGGAUAAGAACCAAGUGCAAAUGUCAAAUUAGUACUUGUCAUUGGCUUUAACCUUGGUGACAUAUGGACAUUUCCUUUCUUCCUGCAACCCAAUGAGGUCCCUUCCAUUGCCCUGUUCUUGGUUUGCACUGGUAUAAGUCUGGGUCCCAUAUUGGCAGCCCACAUUACUGUGAGGGUUGCUGGAGAUUUUGCCCUGCCCACAGAGUUAGCAACAAUGAUAUCAGGUAAAAGGUCCAUGUUGACUGUCCAAUAGAACUGAGGUGGUAGAAGGCAGGAUUCUGACAGCUGGCUUGCGUUUUACCACCAAGUCAGUGUCUGAAAAACUGCCUUCCUCUCCCAGGUCUCAGAAAGUGCAAGAGAGCUGGAAUUGGACACACCCCAGUAAGAGAGCUUCCUGAAGAAUAAGUUGCUUUCUCAGGAGUCCCUGAUGACAAACAUCCUGAAUGGUAACAACAUUUUUUGGAUGAGUAUUCUUCCUCAGAGUUAAUUUGUCAUUUCUUAGAGACCCUAAAUUUAUAUAACACUAAGCCAGCCUGACUGAUUGAGGUCUUACUCACUUUCUUCUUCAGAAAACACCACUUGAGAGACAACUUGGGGGACCGCCUUUCAUUAUGUGUGCUAGAGGAGAAACAGCAAUACAUCUGUGCUUCUAAAUGUUCGUUAAGAAUAUGCUGUUUAGAAAUAUUUUUGUUAUGAUUUAAUUGAAGUUUUCUUUUUGUUGUUUCAUAUUUAUAUGUUCUUGUUACUGUUUUUCACUUUCCAAUAUUUUUAAAUAUUUUUAUUCAUUCAUUUUAA
Messenger RNA from Rattus norvegicus (Norway rat), 2450 nucleotides. Lineage: Eukaryota; Metazoa; Chordata; Mammalia; Rodentia; Muridae. The record is from RefSeq and is a predicted model, not a curated record.